AUGUGCUGCCUGGACAAGGAGGGGCCUUCAAGGGGUGGCUGUGUCCAGCGGCUCAGAAGGGUCAAGAUAGGACCAGAAAUAUUUUGUGGCUAUGCUCCCACCUUGACUCUGGAGCCAAGAGCAGCACCAGAUGCAAGCACUCCUUCAAGGUCCCUCCUUGUCCAUCCAGCACAUGGUUUUGCAUUCUACGUUGCCAACACAUUGAAACUUGACAGAAGACGCUUUGUGAUACCCUUGGCGUAUCUUAACAGUGAAAUCUUCAGAGAGCUUUUCCAAAUGUCUGAGGAGGAGUUUGGGAUACAAAGUGAUGGCCCCAUCAUACUGCCAUGUGAUUCAGUCUUUAUGGACUAUGUGAUCUCAUUCAUCCAACGUGGUAUUGGAAAAGAUUUGGAGAGAGCUUUGAUCAUGUCUAUGGCUUCCAGUAACUGCUCAUCCUCUUCAUACUUCCAUCAAGAGCAGAACAAUGAGCAAUUACUAUUAUGUGUCUUCUGA
Molecule: messenger RNA, 492 nt
Organism: Vitis vinifera (wine grape)
Lineage: Eukaryota; Viridiplantae; Streptophyta; Magnoliopsida; Vitales; Vitaceae
Product: auxin-responsive protein SAUR66-like
Exons: 3
Coding region: 1-492 (163 amino acids)
Biological process (GO): response to auxin
Source: RefSeq, a predicted model, not a curated record